Pimephales promelas (fathead minnow) is the source of this 900-nucleotide messenger RNA. NCBI's taxonomy places the organism in Eukaryota, Metazoa, Chordata, Actinopteri, Cypriniformes, Leuciscidae. The record is from RefSeq and is a predicted model, not a curated record.
CCUCAUGUUUUCUCAAUGACAUCUGCUGUGAAACUGUGGCUUUGGCCCUGCAGACACCAAACUCACCCCUGAUGGAGCUGGACAUGAGUAACAAUGACCUGCGUGACUCAGGAGUGAAGCUGCUCUCUGCUGGACUGAAGAGCCCACACUUCCAGCUGAAGAUACUGAGAUUGGCAGGAUGUGACCUCACUGUUCAGUGCUGUGAAAUUAUGACAUCAGUUCUACAAUCAUUAAACUCCCGUCUGAUCAUGAGUGACGAUGAGCUGACGGAUUCAGGAGUGAAGCUGCUCUCUGAUGGACUGAAGAUGGACUCAAACUGUCAGCUGGAGAUACUGAGGUUUCUUUCGUUCUAUCUUUCGUUCUAUCUCUAUGUCCUUGAAGGGCAAUUGGUUUUACAGCAAGCAUACAAAAAAGUAUGCAUUGAAAAUGUAAUAAUAUCUACACAAGACAACAACAGGCCCAAACAACUACACACAAUUGGGACAAGUUGGAGCUAAUACCUAAUAAUAAUACAGUUAAUACCUUGGAAUUUUUCAGAUUGUAUUUUGUUGCUAAUGACUAUUAUGACAAAUGGAAAUAAAAUCAAUAUUUUUUUAAAAUGAGAGACUUUUUCAUAGCUAGAAGUUCAUAUUUGAACAAAGUGAAAUUAAUGAACUUGUUUCAAAAUGGACCCAGUUUGAAGAUUCUUUAUUAGUUCUGAAAGAGAAAAGAAUAAUCACACGAAUUUGGGAAAAUACAUUUUUUAUUGUGUUCUACCGCCAAAUCAAGGGUUUUGAUGAACUGAGUUGAUUCUGACACAGACACAAUCACAUGUACAUUUCAAAACGUUGGUUUGUACAUAGUUCAUGUGUCUCUGAGAUCGAUUCCUCCUGCUAAGAGUCACUGUGCCAUUUGUACUUU